CGUCGCCGGUGGAGGAGGCGUUGGCGCAUCGCACCACUGCCGCUUCUGCUGCUUUCUGCUUCUGCUGCUGCUGCUUUCUCUCAAAACCGACCGUCCUGUACAGAGACGAGAACCGCCACCUGCCAGGCUGCUGUGAAAGAAACCGCCUCGCUUAAAACAGAACCAACCCGCUACGGCAAGGUGCGCGUUUUAAUCCCCCGAAACAGAGAAGCCUCAAAAUGAUCAAGAACGGUCACCACCAUCACCACCUCCACCAAGUGAGCGCAGCUGCGGGGAAAGACGCAGGGAUGACCCUGGCCGCGGAGACGUGCAGUCCGGAGAAGAGGAGGCGAAAGAUCCGUGUGUGGUGCGACGGCUGCUAUGACAUGGUGCAUUAUGGCCACUCAAACCAGCUGCGACAGGCCAAAGCGAUGGGAGAUUACCUCAUCGUUGGAGUGCACACAGACAGUGAGAUUUCAAAGCACAAGGGUCCGCCAGUCUUCACUCAGGAAGAAAGGUACAAGAUGGUACGGGCCAUAAAGUGGGUGGACGAGGUGGUGGAAGGAGCCCCUUACGUCACGACCCUCGGGACGCUUGAUAAGUACAGCUGCGACUUCUGUGUUCAUGGAGAUGAUAUAACACUAACUGUGGAUGGAAAAGAUACAUAUGAGGAGGUAAAGAAGUCAGGACGCUAUAGAGAGUGUAAGCGGACGCAGGGAGUUUCCACGACAGACCUUGUUGGCCGGAUGCUUCUGAUGACCAAAGCACACCACAGCAACAUUGACAGCUCAGACUACCAGCAGCACACAGACAACUUUGGAAAGAAGGGCCACAGUCCCUGGACAGGAGUAUCUCAGUUCCUGCAGACUUCUCAGAAGAUAAUUCAGUUUGCUUCAGGCCAGGAGCCUCAGCCCGGAGACACCAUCAUCUACGUUGCAGGAGCCUUUGACCUCUUUCACAUUGGUCAUGUGGACUUCCUGGAAGCGGUCCAUAAGCUUGCCGAAAAGCCAUACAUCAUAGUGGGGCUGCACUUUGAUCAGGAGGUGAAUCGUUAUAAAGGAAAAAACUACCCCAUCAUGAAUGUCCAUGAGAGAACGCUCAGUGUGCUGGCUUGCAGAUAUGUUUCGGAAGUGGUGAUUGGUGCACCCUUUGCCGUCACAAAAGAUCUGCUGGAUCAUUUUAAGGUGGAUCUUGUUUGCCAUGGUAAGACAGAAAUCUACCCAGACAAGGAUGGAUCUGACCCUUACGCUGAACCAAAAAGAAGAGGCUUGCUACGAACUGUAGACAGUGGGAACACUCUUACUUCAGAUGCAAUUGUGCAAAGGAUAAUAAAAAACAGGCUUCUAUUUGAGGCAAGGAACAAGAAGAAAGAAGCCAAAGAGAUUGCUGUGAUCCAGGCUAUGAAGCGACAAGAAGAGGAAAAAACUAAAGGAAGAUCCCAAGCUCUGCUGUAGACAUGCACCACCAUUUGUGGUUUUGACCUAACAUUAGCAAACUACAUAAAUAUAAACUUCUGUAUAGCAGAGUCAACUCUUCAUAAGUGUUAUAGCAUCUGUGGAUAAUAUCAGCAGUUUUACAGGUGAAAGGUAACAAUCCUGCUGUGGGAUCAUUAGGUGUUUGUGAGCAGUAAGAUCAAUCACAAGCUGGAACAAAGAACAUGUACUGUACCUGUAUCUUCAAAAGUAUAAUACAUACAUUUGGAUAUUUUAAACUUUUGUAAUUUUAUUGCCUUUUAAUGAGGACAAAAAAGAAUUGAAGUUAUUUUUGGCUUUUAGCACAAGAAAAGUGCAAGUUGGUGAAGUGGGACAAACAUUUAUUUAUCUAACCAGAACUGGAAACCUUCCCUGGGCUGUUGCUGCUUUUUGCACAGCAAUACUCCUAAUCCUAACUAAUCAUCAUCUGUGUAUAUUGUAUCAAAAUGCAUAAGGAUUUUUAAAUUACAGCAGAAAUCAGAGGACAAAUACCCUUGUGUUGCUGUUCAGUUAAUCCGUUUAAAUAUUUUGGACCUCAUAUGUUCCACUCUGCACUGACUGCUAAAAAAUUAAUGGGAAAUGUUCUGUUUUAAUAACAGAGGUGUUGUUUUUUUAAUCACAAAUGCACACUGUUGAGACCUGAAGGCCUUGCCUUUUGCUUGCAUUUUUAAAAAAAUAUGACCACAGAAAUUUGUGAAAUGAUGAACUGUCUGCUUUAACUUUGGUUUUCAUUGCAUGAGUGGAAAUUAAUGACAUUGUGUUGUCUUGAAGACAAAGUAGAGUUCAUACUUCUCCUAAAGGAGUCUAACACAUGUGGGUAUGAAAUGGGGUCAAAUAAUAUAUUUUUUGUAGAAACAUAUUUUACUCCAUUAGCUGCUGUAAACAUAGUAGCGUAAUGUUUUAAAAGCAUAAUGCAUAUUAUUGUCAAACUAAAAUGUAGAUAGUGUUGCCUAUUAUAUAUAUAUAU
Molecule: messenger RNA, 2418 nt
Organism: Gambusia affinis (western mosquitofish)
Lineage: Eukaryota; Metazoa; Chordata; Actinopteri; Cyprinodontiformes; Poeciliidae
Product: ethanolamine-phosphate cytidylyltransferase-like
Exons: 13
Coding region: 219-1433 (404 amino acids)
Biological process (GO): phosphatidylethanolamine biosynthetic process
Cellular component (GO): cytoplasm
Molecular function (GO): ethanolamine-phosphate cytidylyltransferase activity
Source: RefSeq, a predicted model, not a curated record